Pelagomonas calceolata is the source of this 5472-nucleotide messenger RNA. The record is from the annotation of a GenBank genome assembly. NCBI's taxonomy places the organism in Eukaryota, Pelagophyceae, Pelagomonadales, Pelagomonadaceae.
AUGGGCGACUACGAGGACCACGACCUCCUCGUGGCCCGCCACACGUCGAGCCGCAAGGACCGCCACCGCCGCAAGAAGUACCGGCGCGACCGCGUGCGGCCCGAGGACCACGAGGACCUCGUGGCGGGCCUGCGCCAGUCGCACGACGCCUGGACGGACGUCGUCAAGGACCGCCACGCGGACGACGACCGCUACGAUUAUGAGGAGAGGCGGUCGCGGUCGGCGUCGGCGUCUCCCGCGAAAAGACCGCCGCCGCGGCGCGACGACGACGACGUCAUGCUCCAAGUGCAGGAAAAGCUGGCCACGCAGCUGCACCGGCAGGAGCAGCUCCACGCGUCCAUGGAGAAGCUGCUCGACCGCCAGCGCAAGCUGGCGCAGGAGCUCGUCGAGCGCGACAAGCAGAGCCGGCAGCACGUCCAGCGCAUCGAGGCCGUCGUGUCGAGCAUGGCGACGGGCGAGGCCGUGCCGGACGCGCCGGUGGCCGGACCGUCGAGCGCGGUGGACCACUCCGGCACGCUGCCGCGCCUCGCCGAGGAGCUGCCGUACAAGGACGGGCUGCUCUCGUGGAGCGAGGAGAACGUGGGCGAGCUCUUCGCCUGCAUCGCGUUCAAGCACCUCAAGAGCGUGAAGGACGAGGUCGACAACGACGAGGCGGAAGAGAACGCGAACGAGAUCAAGCAGGCGGCCAUGGCCCACGGCGUCGACGGGCGGGCUCUGCCGCACCUGACGAUCGAGGACAUGGAGAAGAUCGGCGAGAAGGCGGGCCACGUCGAGGGCGGCGGCGAGUGCGCCCUGAAGUUCGUCGGGCACCGCAUCGCCAUCCUGAACUCCAUCCACGCGUUCGUGGAGGCGUACAAAGCCGAGCCAUGGGACCGGGUGAAGGAGCUCCCGCUGCUACUGCGAGCGGGGAAGAACCGCCACGAGGGCGAGGAGAAUCUGACGGAGAAGCUUUGCAAGACGUUCGGCGUCGACAUAAUUCAAGGAGACAACUCGGAAGAAGCGCUCCGGGCCGCCAUGGUGCACAAGUCCAGCAAGCCGAAGGCGAAGAAGCGGCCGGAGGUCGUCGUGCCCGUCUUCGCCACGCUGCUCAUGAAAAAGCUUACGGAAGAUACCGACGGGAAUCUGGCCUUGGUCGGCACGUUCAUCCAGCGGCCCCUGCUGUACGACCUCAAGGCCUUUGACCGUGAGUCGGGCAACGAAUCAAAACCAUAUUUCGACAUGCGCGUCAACGAGGGCGAGUCCAAGCCUGAAGACUGCUUCGAGGUGCGGAAAGUAGCGCGUGACCUGGGCCCGGGGCCCAAGAACAAGGACCUGAGGGAGGGCGACGAGAAGGGCUACUUCACGACGGCCUCCACGACCUUCGUGGCCAAGAUGCCCCUCAAGCUCGACAGCGUCUACAACGAGCCGCCGUUCAAUAUUAUGUCCGCGACGGUCAUGAUCGAAUUGACGAGUUUCAUCGGCACGAACGCUCUGAACGAGAAGUUCGAGAUGCGGCCGAGCUUUGUGUCUCACGCGGCGGACUUGCGGAACCUCUGUUCGGUACGGGACUGGAAGGAAGACUACAAGAUGGACGAGAUGAAGCGCUGGGAGCUCGUCACGCCGAUGCCCACCAUCGAAUACGAGUACGACGGCGGCAAGGGGGAAAAGGCGCUCUACGUGCCCAAGCUCCGGCUGACCUACUACCUCUACGAGGAGGCCAUCCAGCCCGUCAUUGAGACGGUCAUGCCCAUCAUCUUCGCGUACGUGGCUAAUACGUACAACAUCAUCAACUCGUUCAAGGACGAGGAGCGCGAGUUCAAGGACUACCUGGCAAACAAUGUAGGCAUCGGUCUCACGAUCGUCUUCAUCAUCCCGAGUAUAGCCAAAAGCGACGCGUUCGACGCGGAGUGGAAGUGGAACUACGUGUAUGUCGUGUGGAUCUUCGCGUCGCUCGUGCUCUCGCUCCCGGCGUACCUGGUGCGAUGGCAGGAGCCCCUGUUCCGGCUCGGCAACGGCGCAAACGUGACUCUUGCGCACCUCGUCAUCGUCUUCCAAUGGGCGUCACUCAUCAUACCGCUCUAUAAUGGGCUUCAGUGGCAGGCGAGAUUACGCAAGAUCCGGUCGAACUGGAAGAAGAAGAAGGACCUGCGCAUGACCUUUCUCGGUCGGCCGGGCGAGAUGAGCGAGCGGAUGCGGAAACAACAGGGGAAAGGGGACACGGGCAAGACCGCGAACACGAAGGGGUCGAAGGACGCGCUCAACGGAGACCUGCGGACCUUCGUCGUCAGAACAGGCGAAGGGAAGAAACAGAAGAUCGUGCUCAACCCGGACAUCUUAGGCGAGGAGGCCAUGGAGACGACGUACAAUGAGGCGGGCCACGCGCGCAAGGGCCGCUUCGAGCCCUGGCAGUUCGACGCGAAAAACCACUACAUCUACUGCGGGCUCCACCGCAACUACUACCAAGAUCCCGCCGUCGCGAAGGCCAUCGACCACGACGAGCACAACGAGCCCUACAAGCGGCGGCUGCGGCACGACGAUCCACCUCCGGAGGAAUAAUACUAUAGUGAUAUAUUACACGUGGCAUGUACCACCGCCGCCGCGUCACACCUCCCGGCUCUCAUGUUCUUUCCUUGAUUUUUCUCUCUCUCUUCUACAAGCUCGUAUGCGGCGCCGUUGCCGCGCGCAAUCCCCCUCCGAGCUCGUUCCUUGCCCCUCUAGCCCUCCUUCUAUACGUCGCGCCAGGUAUCGCGCGCGCAGGAGACUUCGCCUUACCGGUAUACCGUGGCUUGUGGUCGCCAUGGCGCCAGGCCCGCGCUGUCCCGCGGUGCAGCGCCGGAGAGCAGAUUAGCGGAGCAACGCCUGGAGACUGCAGCCCUUUCUUUUAAAGGUGCCAGGGCAGUAUAAAGGCUGCCCGGGCACUCCAAACUAGCCGUGCAAUUGACUGAACAGCUGCAAAAUAGUUGGGCAAACAGGGCAGGGUAAGCCUUGCGUCGUCCUACGCAGUAUCAGUAGCCGCCAAGAGCGCGGCGGAUGAUGAGCCGCAGCCACCGCGCCCGCGCCGUGCGGCCCGCCGAGAGCCCGGUGGAGGACCUCCGGAGGACGCACGACGCGUGGACGCGGGACCUGCUCGACAGGCUGCCGCACGAUUCCGACUCCUCGGACGGCAACACACCGCCGCGCGCGCGGGCCACGCGGCACCGGUCGCCGACGAGAGACGCCCGCCGGGAGCCGCGGCAUCGGGCGCCGGCACGAGCUGCACCCGAGGAGACGUCGGUCUCGACGGGGGCCCUCGAGCGGCAGAUAGCGGGGCUGACCUCGGCGAUUCAGAUGCUCGUGGAGCAGCAGGCCGCGCAACUCCAUGGCCAGGAGAGGCUGCGUGCGGAUAUGGUGCAGAUGCUGGCGCGGCAGCAGAACGUGGCCGCGGGCGAGGUUGUGCCGGACGCUCCAGAAACAGGACCGUCGAGCGCGGGGGCCUGGGACGGGCGCGACCACGCCGGCACGCUGCCGCGCCUCGCCGAGGAGCUGCCGUACAAGGACGGACUGCUCUCGUGGACCGAGGAGAACGUGGGUGAGCUCUUCGCCUGCAUCGCGUACAAGCACCUGACGAGCGUCGACGAUGCGACCGAUAACGAGGAGGCUGGUACGCAAGCGCAAGAGAUUAAGGUAGCGGCGAGGAAUGAGGGCAUCGACGGACGGGCAUUGUUGCAUCUUACCAUCGAAGACAUGAAGCAGAUAGGCGAAACGGCGGGUGUCGUCGCAGGCGGCGGCGAGUGCGCUCUGUCGCAGGUCGGGCACCGCAUCUCCAUCCUGAACUCGCUGGUCGCCUUCCGGGACGCGCACGCGCACGAGCCAUGGGACCGGGUGAAGGAGCUCCCCCUGAUAAGGAGCCAGGGUCUGGACCGCAAUAAGGGCGCGGCCAAGCUGACGGAGCAGCUGUGCAAGACGUUCGGCGUCGACCAAAUUCAGGGAGACAACGACGACAAGGCCCUCAAGGCCGCCAUGGUGCACAGGUCCAGCAAGCCGAAGGCGUCGAAGGCCCCGGAGGUCAUCGUGCCCGUCUUCGCCACUUUACUUGUCAAGAAGAUCAUCGAAGACACGGACGGGAACCUGAACUUGGUCGGCGCGUUCAUCCAGCGGCCGCUCCUCUACGAUUUGGCCUCGUUCGCGCGCACGUCGGGAAAGGAGACGUUGCCGUACUUCGACAUGCGCAUUAACGAGGGCGAGGCUCAGUCCGAGGACUGCUUCGAUAUGCGGCAGGUAGCGCGUGACAUGAGCGAGGGGGCCCAGGCCGACGUGAGGACCAACCAGAAGGGCUACUUCGCGACCGCCGCUGCGAACUUUGUCACGACCCUGCCCCUCAAGCUGAACACGGCUUUCGGCGAGCCACCGUUCAAGAUUGUGAGUGCCACGGUCUUGAUUGAAUUGACAUCUUUCCUCGGGAAAAACGAUGAGAACGAGUUGUUUGAGCUGCGUCCGAGCUUCGUCGCCCACGCGUCGGAUCUGCGGAUGCUCUGUUCGGUACGGGACUGGUUGGAAGACUACAAGAUGGACGAGAGUAGUAGCUGGAAUUUUGUCACGAUUAUGCCUACCAUCGAAUACGAGUACGACGGCGGCAAGGGGAAGAAGUCGCUCUACGUGCCCAAAUUACGCGUGACGUUUUAUCUUUACAAAAUGGCAACGGGCAAGUUCGUCGCGAUCCUCAUGCCCAUUGUCUUUGCUUUUGCCGCGAAUACGUACAAUAUUCUGCGCUGCUUUAAGCAGGAAGGUACGGAUUUUGCUGAUUAUCUGGCCAACAACGUCGCCCUCGGUCUCGCCGUCACUUUUGUCGUGCCGUAUCUCCUCGAGGAGGCCGAAUCGCUUACAGUCUAUUACUAUAUCAUCUGGAUAUUCGGCUCGUUUUUAUUAUCGCUCACGGCCUACUUUUGGCACGAGCCCCUUGAUCCGAACGGUAGGGGACCAAAGCGGAGCCAGAUGACCUGGGCGCACCUCGUCAUCAUCUUUCAAUGGGCGUCGCUGAUCAUACCAUUCUAUAAUUGGACUCAGUACCAUAGGGUAAUGAAGAAGAUCCGGUCGAACUGGACGGAGAAGAAGGACCUGCGCAUGACCUUUCUGGGUCGGCCGGGCUCGGUCAGUGACUGGGAACAAAAGUAUGUGAAAAAGAACGACACGGGCAAGGCCGCGAACAAGAAGGGCUCGCAGGACGUGCUCAACGAUCUGCGGACCUUCGUCGUCAAAACCGGCGACCCGAAGAAACCGAAGAUUAAGCUCAACCCCGAAAUCUUGAGCCACAAUGCGCAGACGACGACCUACACCGAGGCGGGCCCCGCGCGCAAGGGCCGCUGCGAGCCCUGGCAGUUCGACGAGAGAAACCACUACAUCUACUGCGGGCUCCACCGCAACUACUUCCAGGACAAAGACGUCGCGAAGGCCAUCGACCACGACAAGCACAAUGUGCCGUUCCAGCGAAAAAAGAACCACGAGCCAAUAGGCUAA